This is a messenger RNA of Megalobrama amblycephala (Wuchang bream), 2527 nucleotides long. RefSeq names its product reticulon 4 receptor-like 2b (gene rtn4rl2b). NCBI's taxonomy places the organism in Eukaryota, Metazoa, Chordata, Actinopteri, Cypriniformes, Xenocyprididae. The transcript is spliced from 3 exons. Bases 140 to 1519 code for a protein of 459 amino acids. Gene Ontology annotation, molecular function: protein binding. The record is from RefSeq and is a predicted model, not a curated record. Gene Ontology annotation, cellular component: plasma membrane.
CGGUGGGCAGCCGGUGCUGGACUAUAAAGGCUGCCGGAGAGCGUCUCUCCUCAGUCGCAGUCGACUCGAGCACCAGAGCUGACCGGCAGAGCAGAUAGCAGCACGCGCACACUAACUCGCUCUCGGUUUGGAUUUUGGGAUGGAAUCUCGUGCGGCUACGCGGAGCGCUCGCGCCUCCAACACUCUUACCUUCAAGAGUGGUUUGUCUCUUUGGUUGGUGGUAUGGCUGUUGGCAUGUCGCUGUGCACCGGGUCAGGCGUGUCCCAGGAUGUGUGUUUGCUACCAUACGCCCAUGACUGUGAGCUGUCAGUCUCAGAACUACACCACUGUUCCUACUGGCGUGCCCUACGACUCCCAGCGUGUCUUCUUGCAGAACAACCGUAUCACCGAGCUCAGAGCUGACUCCUUUGGCUUCGAAACACAGGUCCUGUGGCUGUACUCCAAUAACAUCACGUGGAUCGAAGCAGGUGCAUUCAGCAAUCUGCGUGUCCUGGAGGAACUGGAUCUGAGCGAUAACCCCUCGCUGCGCAGGCUGGACGGAGGUGCGUUCAGGGGGCUGGAGCGUCUGCAGAGCCUUCACAUGCACCGCUGCCACCUGACCGAGCUGCCCGCCGACCUCUUCCUCAAGCUCUACAGCUUGCAGUUCCUCUACCUGCAGGAAAACCAGCUGAGCCACCUUCCCGACGGCCUCUUCUCCGACCUGGUCAACCUCACCCACCUGUUCCUGCAUGGCAAUCGCAUCCGCGUCCUGUCUGAGAACGCCUUCCGCGGCCUGGUGAAUCUCGACCGGCUGCUGCUGCACGACAACCGCAUCCGGCAAGUCCAUCGGCGAGCCUUCCGUGACCUGGGCAGAUUGACCAUCCUCUAUCUCUUCAACAACACUCUGCAGGAGCUUCCGGGUCAGGUGCUGAAGGACACGUCCUCGGUGCAGUUCCUCAGGCUCAAUGGCAACCCCUGGACCUGCGGCUGUGAAGCCAGGUCGCUCUGGGAGUGGUUCCGCAAAGCUCGGAUCUCCAGCUCAGACCUAACUUGCUCUUCACCAGCCCCUCGUAAAGGCCAGGACCUGAGAUUCCUGCGGGAGAUGGACUUCGCUCUCUGCCCGUUGCCUGACCCAGGAUCUCUGGCUGGCACUACAACCACCACCUUCAGCACCAAGACCCGUUGGUGGUUCUCAAAGAACAAACCGGCUUCAUCGUCCAAGAGCCACUUUCACAAGAGCAGCGAGACCCUGAAGGCCUUUCCAUUCAGCUCCGUCAAGAAUCCCUUGUCCUCUUCAUCAUCCUCCUUUUCUUCCAAGUACGAUCUCACGGCGGAGGAGGCUGCCUUACCCAAGCUAGAGCCCGAAGAGUACUGGGCAAACUACGGCAAUGAGGAUGCAGCCUCAGUCCCCUGUUUCGAGCUCGAAUGCCCACCGGGUUACGACUCUCCCAUUCUCCCAUCUUCCUCCUCUUCGGCUUCACUUCUGUCCUUCCUCUCGCUCACAGCACUGACUCUCUCUUUCCAUCUGCUCUUCAGCUGAGUUUUCCUUCUCCUCUCUUGUUACGCUCCACUACCUUUCUCCUGCGAUCGGCUUAUGCUGAUGAAUGCAUAGAAGCAGCCAUGCAGAGAAGGGUACCGAGACUGGCACAUGACAACAAAUUAAACACAACACACAGAGACGGGGUUACUGCAUGCGUGCAGCAUACCUCACGUCAUGUUCUUCUCUAAAAUAAGAGAACACAGUAGAGGGGUAAAGAGAAAUAUAGGGAGUGAUGUGCAAAAUGAAACUAGAGGUAAAGGAAAGUCUCUACACAGAGAGGAAAACUCUCAAACCAGCAAAUGAUAAUGUAAUGUAAAUUAUCAAUAUCAUCAUGUACAUAGGAACAUACAUAUACUCACAGGAUCCUGAACAUGCUAUAGUCAGUAGAUUUGAGUUGGGUUCCAGACACAUCAUCACAUUCAGUAGCUCCAAACACUUUUUAAACAACUUAAGCUACACUUAAAAUGUUUACAUUUCAAGAAAGAGUUUCACAAUAUAAAACAUGACAACAGAGAUGUUCUGUUUUGAAACAUUAUGGUUAUCAUAGUGGAAUGUCCAUAGUUAAUGUAAUGAACAUUAUUACAUAUGCAUAUUAUAUAAUGCUCUGACAUUUUUAGCAGUGGUUUAAGUAUCCAAAUAUUUUUGGGGCCACUGUAUAUGAUGUCUGAUGAAAAGAUGAGCUAAUGGAAGAAUGGACUGACAGAGACCGUCGCUAAUGUUUUUCAUUUGUUAAAACUGUGUCAAGUGCUUUGGGUUGUGUUAGUUAAUCUGAGUUCAGGUACUUUGGAUAUCAGGUGAAGUUAGGGCAGGAAGUCAAUGUUUAAUUCAGCCUGAAGAACCUCUUGAGGUUAGAGAUCUGUGUUUUCUCUGUAAGAUAUCACACAGUCUCUCUCUAUGAGCAAGUGUUCAGCUGUUUACAGAUCAAAAUGUCAAACACAAUCAUGCUCUCUGUCUUAAAAAAACUUGUAAAUAAAAAUCACCAUGAAUAAAUAUUCAUUAUCUUUGCCA